AUGAGUGUGGGUGAGCUCUUCAUUCAGAUAGUACCAAGCUCUCACUUCAUUCGCUCACCUCGUGAUCGUCUUUGCUGCUCAUCACUCUAGUUCAGAUCGCGCGUUGGCCGACCCGCUGGCAACCGAGCUUCGCACCGAACCGCUCUGUGACUUGUAGACCAUACUCUGCGGCACCAUCGAAUGCUCAAGCUUCAACUUGCUGA
Messenger RNA from Microbotryum saponariae, 203 nucleotides. The record is from the annotation of a GenBank genome assembly. NCBI's taxonomy places the organism in Eukaryota, Fungi, Basidiomycota, Microbotryomycetes, Microbotryales, Microbotryaceae.